AUGGACCGGAAGAUAGGAUUGUAUGAGCUAUUAUUUAUUCUUGGCUUUAUUUUCGUUUUUCUUCAUCCUGUUUAUGGAGAUUUGAGCUACACUGUUCCGGAGGAAACGAAGCGUCAGUAUGUGAUUGGACAUUUAGCAAAGGAUCUCGGACUUGAUGGCAAACGUUUGUCUGCUCGUAAGGCUCGGGUGGAGACAGAGGACAGCGCGAAACGGUACUGCGACAUUAAUCUGAGUAGUGGAAAUCUGGUCGUGGCGGAAACAAUAGACCGAGAGGAGCUUUGUGGAUCGAGAAUUACUUGCAUUCUUUAUUACGAGCUUGUGUUGGAAAAUCCUCUGGAAGUGCAUCGCAUUUCACUGCAGAUUGAGGAUGUAAACGAUAACUCUCCUCUUUUUCCUAAUGAGCGUAUCAGCUUUGAAAUUAGAGAGUCGGCUCACAAGGGCGAGCGUUUCCCUUUGGAAGAAGCUCAUGACUUGGACAUAGGACGUAAUGCAGUUCAAGGAUAUUCACUUGAAAAAAAUGAACACUUCGUUUUAUCUGUGCAUGAGAACGCGGACGGAGGAAAAUCUGCUACUUUGGUCCUGGAGAAAGAGCUCGAUCGUGAAAAGCAGAAAGACAUUCAUUUAAUUCUUACCGCAUUUGAUGGUGGUAAUCCACCGAAAUCAGGGACAGCUGUUAUACAUGUUACUGUUCUGGACGCCAAUGACAAUAUUCCUGUGUUUAGUCAACCUGUGUACAGAGUGAGUCUAGCUGAAAACACGCCUUUAGGCACGGAGGUGAUUACAGUCAGCGCUACUGAUGCUGAUGAAGGAGCCAAUGGUGACGUCACAUAUGAGCUCAGUCGUUUAUCUGAUAAAUCAGCAAAAUUAUUUUCCCUUGAUAAAGUCACUGGACAGAUCACGGUGAGUGGCAACAUCGAUUACGAAAAGGAAAAAUAUUAUGAAAUGAGAGUACAGGCCAAAGAUGGUCCUGGCUUAGUAUCAUCUGCUAAAAUUAUUAUAGACAUCACUGACAUCAAUGACAAUGAACCUCGAAUUAUUCUUAAAUUAUUAAAUGAUCCAGUACCUGAGAACUCUGCAGCAGGCACUGAGGUAGCCAUUAUUAAUGUUCAGGACAAAGAUUCAGGAGAUAAUCGACAGGUACAUUGUUAUAUUCAGCAAAAUGUGCCUUUUAAAUUAACUCCAUCAAUCAAAAACUACUUUUCUUUAGUAACCACAAGCAUGCUGGACCGAGAGAAAGCAUCAGAUUACAACAUAACAAUCACUGCUACUGAUGGAGGCUCUCCAUCUUUAUCUUCCUCCAUGACCAUUCAUCUAUCUGUAUCAGAUAUCAAUGAUAAUCCUCCUGUAUUUGAUCAGCAAUCCUACACGGCAUAUGUAAUGGAAAAUAACCAACCAGGAACCUCCAUUAGUUCUGUUACUGCAAGAGACCCAGACUGGAGGCAGAACGGUACAGUCCUGUAUUCUCUGCUGCCCAGUGAGAUAAACGGUGUUCCAGUGUCCUCAUUUUUAUCCAUUAACUCAGAUACAGGAGUGAUCCAUGCUGUCAGGUCAUUUGACUAUGAAAAGUUCCGAAACUUUCAAGUCCAGGUCGUAGCCAGAGACAAUGGUUCUCCUCCACUCAGCAGCAACGUGACUGUGAGUGUGUUCAUAUCAGAUGAGAAUGAUAACUCUCCACAGAUAUUAUACCCUGCUCCAGAGGGAAAGUCUUUAAUGACUGAGAUGGUCCCUAAAGCUGCUCUCUCUGGCUCUCUGCUCUCCAAAGUCAUCGCUGUGGAUGCUGACUCUGGACAGAACGCGUGGCUGUCCUAUCACAUUGUCAAAUCUACUGAUCCGGGACUUUUCACUAUUGGGCUCCAUAGUGGAGAGAUCAGGGCUCAGAGGGACAUUACUGAAUCUGACAGCAUGAAACAGAACCUUGUUAUCUCAGUCAAAGAUAACGGACAGCCGCCUCUCUCUGCUACCUGUUCUGUAUAUUUACUGAUUUCUGAUAAUCUUGCUGAAGUUCCCGAACUGAAAGACAUGACUUAUGAGGAGAGCAAUUCCAAACUGACUUUUUACUUGAUCAUCGCGCUAGUUUCCGUGUCCACCUUCUUUCUGACUUUCAUUAUUCUCAUCCUGGCUGUGAGGUUUUGUCACAGGAGAAAGCCCAGACUGUUGUUUGAUGGAGCAGUCGCCAUUCCCAGCGCCUAUCUCCCUCCCAACUAUGCAGAGGUGGAGGGAGCUGGAACUCUGCGCACUUCUUACAAUUAUGACACGUAUCUAACAACAGGAUCACGCACCAGUGACUUCAAGUUCAUCACAUCUUACAAUGACAACACUCUUACUGCUGGUGGAACUCUGAAAAUGGCCCAAAAUGACACUUUAGAUGCGAGCUUGAUUGCACUUAACAACACAACUGAUGAUGAUGAGGUGAGAAAACUGUGUCCUCUCUUCAUGAUAGAUUUUUUUUUUUUGCUAGCUUGCAGUGUUGAAUUUCAAAAUGAAUUUUAAUACACUUUUUUCUCAAUUCAAAGGAAUGCAUUUUUUCAGCUUGUAAACAGUAAUGAGAAUAACGAGUCUCUUUUUGAGGAAAACUGUACAUUUCUUUGACUGA
Molecule: messenger RNA, 2593 nt
Organism: Pangasianodon hypophthalmus (striped catfish)
Lineage: Eukaryota; Metazoa; Chordata; Actinopteri; Siluriformes; Pangasiidae
Product: protocadherin beta-16-like
Exons: 1
Coding region: 1-2490 (829 amino acids)
Biological process (GO): homophilic cell-cell adhesion
Cellular component (GO): plasma membrane
Molecular function (GO): calcium ion binding
Source: RefSeq, a predicted model, not a curated record